AUGACAGUUGAAUCCAUGAAAGUUGACAUAAUAGGUGAAAAAACUGAAUCUAGUUUAAAUGGCGAAGUUCUAGAUAGCAAUGUAGAAAAUCAAAAUACCAAGAUACAAUCUGACUCUAUUAAGCGUUUUGAGAUAAAAAAGUGGAAUGCAGUUGCAUUGUGGUCAUGGGAUAUUGUCGUUGAUAACUGUGCUAUAUGCAGAAACCACAUCAUGGAUCUAUGUAUUGAAUGUCAAGCAAACAACUCUAUGCAAAGAAGUGAUGAAUGCACUGUUACCUGGGGCCAAUGUAACCACGCAUUUCACCUACAUUGUAUAUCUAGAUGGCUUAAGACAAGAAAUGUUUGUCCUUUAGAUAAUACAGAAUGGUCUUUUCAAAAAUAUGGCAGAUAA
Cryptosporidium muris RN66 is the source of this 390-nucleotide messenger RNA. RefSeq lists its product as uncharacterized. Gene Ontology annotation, cellular component: cullin-RING ubiquitin ligase complex; nucleus. Lineage: Eukaryota; Apicomplexa; Conoidasida; Eucoccidiorida; Cryptosporidiidae. Gene Ontology annotation, molecular function: cullin family protein binding; zinc ion binding; ubiquitin protein ligase activity. The coding region runs from base 1 to 390 and encodes 129 amino acids. The record is from RefSeq and is a predicted model, not a curated record. Gene Ontology annotation, biological process: ubiquitin-dependent protein catabolic process; protein ubiquitination. The transcript has a single exon.